AUGGUCGUCUCUGCCGAUGCAGCGGCUGCCAAUAGCGCCGUGACCGGUGGGCCAGGUGCCGUCAACUCGUCGCUCAAUGCCGUGCCUGCGACGCGAAGAAAGCUUUCGGGUCGCUAUGCCCUUUCCGACUUUACAGUGGAGCGGACGCUGGGGACCGGGAGCUUCGGCCGGGUUCACCUCGUCCGAAGUCGUCACAACAUGCGCUUCUACGCUGUCAAGGUACUUCGCAAGGAGCAAGUUGUUCGAAUGAAGCAAGUCGAGCAUACAAACAGCGAACGAGCAGUCCUCGAAGUGGUUCGACAUCCAUUCCUCGUCAAUCUCUGGGGCACCUUUUCUGAUCCUACCUUUCUCUUCAUGGUGAUGGAUUUUGUCCCCGGUGGCGAGCUCUUUACGCUCUUGCGCAAGUCCCAACGCUUUCCUCACCCCGUCGCCAAAUUCUACGCGGCCGAGGUGGCCUUGGCGAUCGACUACUUGCACCAGAAUGGUUUCGUCUACAGGGAUCUUAAGCCCGAGAACAUCCUCCUCGCUGCCGAUGGCCACCUCAAGAUCACCGACUUUGGCUUUGCCAAGUACGUUCCGGACGUUACCUGGACCCUUUGUGGCACACCCGACUAUCUGGCGCCCGAGAUUGUUUCAUCAAAGGGCUACAACAAGAGCGUCGACUGGUGGGCGCUGGGCGUGCUCUUGUUUGAGAUGCUGGCAGGCCACCCGCCAUUCUUUACCGAGGACGGCAACCCGAUCAAGCUCUACGAGAAGAUCAUCCAGUGCAAGGUCCGCUACCCGCCCUACUUUGAGCCAGCAGCAAAGGAUCUCCUCAAGAAUCUCCUGACGGCUGAUCUGUCGAAGCGUUUCGGCAACCUGCACAGAGGCAGCAAGGACAUCUUUGGCCAUCUCUGGUUCGCUGAAGUCGACUGGGACAGGCUCUACAGGCGAGAGAUUCCCGCGCCGUACCUGCCCACCGUUGCUACCGACGGCGAUGCCAGCCAGUUUGAGCGCUACCCGGAAAACGAUUUGGCAGAGUACAACAUGCACGACCUUCCCGACAUGUACGGCGGUCUGUUUCCUGACUUUUGA
Acaromyces ingoldii is the source of this 1074-nucleotide messenger RNA. RefSeq names its product protein kinase A catalytic subunit. The record is from RefSeq and is a predicted model, not a curated record. Lineage: Eukaryota; Fungi; Basidiomycota; Exobasidiomycetes; Exobasidiales; Cryptobasidiaceae. Gene Ontology annotation, biological process: peptidyl-serine phosphorylation. Bases 1 to 1074 code for a protein of 357 amino acids. Gene Ontology annotation, molecular function: cAMP-dependent protein kinase activity; ATP binding. The transcript has 2 exons. Gene Ontology annotation, cellular component: cAMP-dependent protein kinase complex; nucleus.